ACUAGAAGAGAAAUCUUCUUCUCGAAUCCCACUCUACUGAAACUGAAAUUCGCCCAACCAAAAGAAAAGCUGCUCUCCGGAGAAAAACUGAGUCCAAAAAAAGAAAACAAACAAAAUAACUAAACAAUUUCUCACAUCUCCUCCUUUGUCUCUCUCUCUAAAUCUAAGGAAAAUUGUGUUGAAAUUCUGUGAAUAGCGCAAUGCCUUGGGAUGGUAAUGAAGUGAUUGUAUCAUCCGAUUCUUCGGAUGGUUGGGAGUCGGAUACAGAUGUUAAAGAAGUAUCCAGUGAUGUGAAACCAGCCGUCAUACCUGCAGCAGUUAUUGAGCUAGACAAAGAACUUACUCCUCAAGAUAUAAUUAGCAGAAGAGCAGAAAUGUAUCAAGAAUACAUGAAGCAAAUUCCUGUUCCUUCUCUACAUGGGUCUGCAGUUCCAUUCAACACGUGGCAGGAACUAGCCAGAUCACUCAAGUCGUUAUACAAGCAACCCUUGCAUUAUCUGACUAAUAUCUGCUUAAAACAGUGGGAUAAAGCGAGGAUUGGCACUAACAAUGAGUACCUACCUCUUGAUGGAGUCAUUCACCCUCGUAAAGCCGAAGCAACUAUCUGGCUUAUGGAAGAAGUCCACAGACUUGCUUCAUCUCAUCAUCAUCUAGCUAACCUCUGGCUUUUAGACCCCAUGCACCAGGCUUUUGUUGAUCCUGUUUUCAAACAAAUUUGAAUCUGCAACUCUCAAAGCUGCUUAGUGCACAGCCUUAAAGGUCAUUGUUCUUUCUAGCAGAAGAAAUGGAAGAGAUAAAUGUGUAACCUUGUGUGAACCCCAUUGUUGUCCUGAUCUACGCAUGGAAAUGCUAGUUUCUGCAAAUUUUUGGUGAUCAAAACUCAAAGAAACCGUGUGGGUUCAUAGAUUUUGGAUGAUAUGGUUGCCAUCUUCUGCGAGGGUACAACGAAAGAUGGAAGACCAUGGGCAACCCACUAACAUUGGUUUGAUAUGCUAGUUAUU
Molecule: messenger RNA, 1001 nt
Organism: Papaver somniferum (opium poppy)
Lineage: Eukaryota; Viridiplantae; Streptophyta; Magnoliopsida; Ranunculales; Papaveraceae
Product: protein RDM1-like
Exons: 4
Coding region: 201-719 (172 amino acids)
Cellular component (GO): nucleus
Source: RefSeq, a predicted model, not a curated record